Messenger RNA from Chelmon rostratus (copperband butterflyfish), 2559 nucleotides. RefSeq names its product extracellular calcium-sensing receptor-like. Bases 1 to 2559 code for a protein of 852 amino acids. Gene Ontology annotation, cellular component: membrane. Gene Ontology annotation, biological process: G protein-coupled receptor signaling pathway. NCBI's taxonomy places the organism in Eukaryota, Metazoa, Chordata, Actinopteri, Chaetodontiformes, Chaetodontidae. The record is from RefSeq and is a predicted model, not a curated record. The transcript has 12 exons. Gene Ontology annotation, molecular function: G protein-coupled receptor activity.
AUGUCUUGCUUCCUCUGCCUCCUCACUCGGUGGACCUCCUCAGCCCUCUCUCUGCUGCUCCUCAGUGUAGUGGGCAGACAGAUGGGGCUGGAGGUGGUUCAGGCGAAGGUGUGCUCCAGGUGGGGCGCACCGGAUAACAAGAGCCUCUUCCAGGAUGGAGAUGUGAUUAUUGGUGGACUUUUCAAUGUGUAUUACAUACCAUCACCUGUCGAGCAGGUCUUCACCAAGAUGCCACAUUAUCAGCCUUGCACUGGUUUAGAUCUAGAGCCUUUAAAAUAUAUAUAUGCCAUGGCGUUUGCGGUGGAGGAAAUUAAUGGUAACAGCACCCUGCUACCAGGAGUGAAGCUGGGCUACCGUAUACUUGACAGCUGUUCCCGAUACCCCUGGGCUCUGCAGGGUGCACUGUCACUGGUCGGAGGAAACACGCACAGCUGUGGUUUAUCAGCCUCUAUGCCUCGUACUAAGCUUGUUCCGUUGCUUAUUGGUGCUGCUUCAUCAACAACAGGCAUAUUUCUCUCAAGGAUCCUGGGGCCUCUCUCUGUGCCAGUUAUCAGCUACUUGGCGAGUUGUCCUUGUCUUAGUGACAGGACAAAGUUUCCUAACUUCUUCAGAACAAUCCCCAGUGAUAUCUUCCAAGCCCGGGUCAUGGCACAAAUGGCCAUUCGCUUCCACUGGACAUGGAUGGGUGCAGUGAUAGCAAAUAAUGAUUAUGGUCAAUUGGCACUACAGGUGUUUCAGGAAGAGAUUCAGGGGAAAGGAGUGUGUUUGGAAUUCAUAGAGACUGUGCACAGAGAAACUAUAGUGAGUGAUGCCCGACGUGCAGCACUCACAAUUCAAGCUUCGACUGCAAGGGUGAUUCUCAUCUUUUGCUGGUAUACAGACACAAGGGCAGUAUUUUUGGAACUGGCCAAGAGAAAUGUGACUGACAGACAGUUUCUGGCUAGUGAGGCUUGGAGUACCAGUGAUGAUCUUCUCCAAGAUCUUACCAUCUCUAAAGUGGCAAGUGGUGUUCUUGGAGUGGCCAUUCGAAGUUCAACAAUACCUGGAUUUGAAAAUUAUCUGAGAAGUUUGCACCCAAGUCAUCGUCCUGAUGAUGAAUUCUUGCGAGAACUCUGGCAAAAAGAGUUUGGUGGGACAGAGUCUCUGGAGGGAGUGCAGCAUCCCUUCACUGACACCUCCCAGCUAAGGGUGGCAUAUAAUGUCUACCUUGCUGUUUAUGCUGCAGCCCACGCCCUUCACAGCCUUCUCUCCUGCCCCAACAGAGACAGCCCUCCUGGUAACAAGAGCUUCACUUGCUCCUCUCCAAAACACAUCAAACCCAUAGAGCUGUUGCAGCACUUGAACAAAGUGAACGUCACCACACCACAAGGGGAAAGGUUUUAUUUCCAAGGUGCCGACAUUCCAGCAAAGUACGACCUUGUCAACUGGCAGAGCAGCCCUGAGGGGUCACUCAAACUUGUUUUGAUUGGUCGAGUGGAUGGGUUUGACCUCCACCUGAAUGAGUCAGCUAUUCAGUGGAGCACAGGAUCCAAUCAGGUGCCUGUUUCAGUGUGCAGUGAGAGCUGCCCCCCAGGUACCAGAAAGGCCAACAGGAAAGGAGAACCUCUCUGCUGCUUUGACUGUAUCCCAUGUGCUGAAGGGGAGAUCAGCAAUAAAACUGGUUCCCUUCACUGUGAGCGUUGUCCAUCUGAGUUCUGGUCUAAUGUUGAACAAACAGCCUGCAUCCCUCGUCAGCUGGACUUCCUUUCCUUUCAUGAAACCUUGGGCAUUACUCUGACUACAGCAGCUGUGUCUGGUGUCACAGUGACAGCAGCUGUGUUUGUGGUGUUUCUUUACUACCGUAAAACACCUAUGGUGCGAGCCAACAAUUCAGAGCUGAGCUUCCUGCUUCUUGUGUCGCUGAAGCUGUGCUUCCUGUGCUCACUGGUCUUCAUUGGUCGUCCAUCAGUCUGGACUUGUCGGUUCCAGCAGGCAGCCUUUGGGAUCAGUUUUGUACUCUGUGUUUCCUGCCUCCUGGUCAAAACCAUCGUAGUCCUUGCUGUUUUCCGCUCAGCUCGGCCUGGUGCUGAAACCUUGAUGAAGUGGUUUGGUCCAGGCCAACAGAGAGGAAGUGUAUUCCUCUUCACCUGUAUACAGGUUAUCAUCUGUGCUGUAUGGCUGUCCCUCAGCCCCCCAGUGCCUCAACGUGAUCUGGGUUUCCAAGGGUCAAAGGUCACCCUGGAGUGUGCCAUGGCCUCUGUGGUUGGCUUCUCUCUGGUCCUGGGCUACAUUGGCCUGCUGGCCUGCACCUGCCUCCUCUUGGCCUUUCUUGCUCGGAAACUCCCCGACAACUUCAAUGAGGCCAAACUGAUCACCUUCAGCAUGCUGAUAUUCUGUGCUGUGUGGGUGGCCUUUGUCCCUGCUUACGUUAGCUCUCCUGGGAAAUAUGUUGUUGCAGUGGAAAUUUUUGCAAUCCUGGCCUCUAGCUAUGGUUUACUGCUCUGCAUUUUUGCCCCCAAAUGCUUCAUCAUUUUGUUGAGGCCUGAGAAAAACAGUAAGAAACAUCUGAUGGCCAGAUAG